AUGAAGAGCGACGAUCCCAGGGAGCAGAGACUGUCUCUGGAGCGGCGGGGACAGGACAAGAAAGAGGAACUCCGAUCUAUCAUGGAACAGCACAUACAGCGGGCACGUCCGCAAGCGAACGUACCAGGAGUACUCACAGGUGCUGAUGAGAAGGAGGAUCAUUACUCUUUAAAAAGACAACGUAGCAAAGAGAUAUCCCCAUCUACAUCUGAGGAAGGAUCUCCACAGGAAAGCACUUUCCAUCCCACCCUGUGGCUCAUUGUAGACCCUAAUGUUGUAAUGCAAUGCCCAGAGGCAUCUACACCUCUUCCUCCAAAGCCUCAUAUGAUUCCUUCAAAGCCUCAUAUGAUUCCUUCCUACAAAUCCAUCAAUCGAGACAACAAGACAAGAUCUAGUGUUGAUUGUUCAACCAUUGAAGAUUCUGAUGAUGACGCCUUAACAUCCAGCAGUGAGCUGUUAACAGAAGAUGACCACUGCUUUGUCUCCAGCCCACCAUCCACUCGCAUGCAAAGAGCAUAUGGUCAAGUUGAGUACAAGAAGGGUCAAGUACAAAAAAGUCUAACUCCAUAUGCAGCUUGGCCCCGUCCUCCCUUAAAUUACUGCAACUUGAUAUCACUGGCUCUACGGAACAGUGUGGAUGGCAGUCUGAACGUACAACAAAUUUACAGCUUUGUCAGAGAGCAUUUCCCAUUCUUUCGGGUUGCUCCAGAUGGCUGGAAAAACACUGUACGACACAACCUCUGCUUCAGCAGCAGUUUUGAGAAAAGUGCUGGUUGGGUCUGUCCUGAAGGCCCACGACGUUCUUGUUUGUGGAAACUAACACGGCAAGGGAGAAGAAAGUUCAGAACAGAAAUGCAUGCUUUAUCUGAUGAGCUAUUGCACGUAUUGCGCAGAAGCAUGAAUAAACCAGCACUGAUGGAAUUGAUGUUUGGGAUGUAAAGCUCCUGUCUUGGCUGCAUUUUUAGCAGACCCUAAAUAAUUUAAAGAAUUAAUUUAAAGUCUUCCUGAAUUCAAGGACUUUUUUCUUUUAUGUGUUCUCUCACUUGUAUUGCACUUUGUUUAUCAGAUGUUCUUCACGUUAAAAUAAUAUUUAAUCUACAAUUUAUUUCCUUUUUGGUAUUUUGUAUAAAAUAUUAUG
Messenger RNA from Hyla sarda, 1138 nucleotides. RefSeq names its product forkhead box R1 (gene FOXR1). Gene Ontology annotation, molecular function: DNA-binding transcription factor activity; sequence-specific double-stranded DNA binding. Lineage: Eukaryota; Metazoa; Chordata; Amphibia; Anura; Hylidae. Gene Ontology annotation, cellular component: nucleus. The record is from RefSeq and is a predicted model, not a curated record. The transcript is spliced from 7 exons. Gene Ontology annotation, biological process: regulation of DNA-templated transcription. Bases 1 to 939 code for a protein of 312 amino acids.